Molecule: messenger RNA, 2594 nt
Organism: Pteronotus mesoamericanus
Lineage: Eukaryota; Metazoa; Chordata; Mammalia; Chiroptera; Mormoopidae
Gene: YPEL1
Product: yippee like 1
Exons: 4
Coding region: 72-521 (149 amino acids)
Source: RefSeq, a predicted model, not a curated record
GACGUUUUUCCCCCGCCGCAGCUGUGUGGACAGCGCCACACGUCCUCCGAACGACAACGGCUCUUGCGUGCAUGUUCCAGUGUUUCUUCUGUCAGAGAGCCCAGCAGAGCCGCAGUUCUUCCAGGGCCAGCCCUGAGCUGAGCGACGUGUGCCCGGCAGAGAUGGUGAAGAUGACAAAGUCCAAAACUUUCCAAGCUUACCUGCCAGACUGUCACCGAACGUACAGCUGUGUCCACUGCAGAGCCCACCUGGCCAAUCACGACGAGCUGAUCUCCAAGUCCUUUCAGGGAAGUCAGGGACGCGCCUACCUCUUCAACUCUGUGGUGAACGUGGGCUGUGGCCCCGCAGAGGAGAGAGUCCUCCUCACUGGCCUGCACGCUGUCGCAGACAUCUACUGUGAGAACUGCAAAACCACACUCGGGUGGAAAUAUGAACAUGCUUUUGAGAGCAGUCAGAAAUAUAAGGAAGGAAAAUUUAUUAUUGAGCUUGCCCACAUGAUCAAAGACAAUGGUUGGGAGUAAAGUGAAGACUUCCUGUUCUCUUUUGGAUACUGUUUUGUGAAAGAGACUGUAAUGUAAUGAAAACAUAGGAGCAUCCUGGAUGACAAUAUUUCUUGACCUUGAACCUUGCAAGCCAGCCUCUCCUGGCCGUUCCCAUGGGUAAGGCUCCAUCCGGUCUAUGUCCUCUUCAUGUACUUGGUCGUUUCUGAAAUAUUUCAAUGACCUUUUUCUAAUGUUUCAAGUUCUAGAGAAAAAAUUAACCACCUGAUGACUUAUCCAUAUAGUUCAUACCUUCUUUAACCUACGCCUUUAAGAUACAGUUUGGCUGUGCUCUUUCGUGUUUGAUAGAAACCAAGCUGAAUCUCUGCAGACCACAGGGACAAGGUCUCUUAGGGAGCAGGUUUUACCCAUUUUUUAGAGUGAAGGUUUUAUAGUCCACUGGUUUCCUAAUUUACAAAAUUACAAAUUGGUUAUUUUGCUUAUGAAUGAGCUGUUAAGUCAUAGUGCUCAUUUCAGAAUUUUCCAGAAGCAGUCAACAAAUCUGUUGUAUACACCAAGCGUGCUUUUUUUUUUUUCCAGCCUUGUUCAGAAACAGGGGAUGCCAGUGAUAACAUUUUAGAUAAGCUCUAAAUAGAGAAAUGUGUCCAAUGGAUCAUCUUGUUUAUUUAAGCCAAUAGCUUUCUCAUCUAGAAAGCAAGUGAGCUAGUCGCUAGCGAAGGGCCACAGUCCUGGACACAGGGCUCCCGAGGUGGGGCUUCUGUGUGAGUCUGGCCCUGGGUGGCUGGUCCAUGGAGUAAUAAUAGUUCAACACACUGGACCGAGUGAAUCGGAUUUCCUUCCUACUCUGAUGUACUUGAAGAAAAAUAAUUAUUUUUACAUAUGAAAGAAGCCAGAACUAACAGGAUAAACUUUCAAACUUCAGAUUUGAUAGUUUGUUUUAAUGUUUUCAGAAAAGUUUGAAGUUGCGAGACAGACGUAAACUUUGUAAAUGAGAUGUUUGGUUUGCUCAACGGGUCGCCCUGCCUUGCUUGGCUCUGUCUUAUGGGCUGACCCAGAAGGGGCCCGGGCAGCCUCCUAAGUCCUGAGUUUCCACCCUGUAGUUUAAGUUUCAGUCCACCGGGCUUCUGCAGGGAGUGGGCAGUACGCAGGGGUUUUGGCCAAUUUGCAGAAAAUGGAGGCCAAAAAACAUUCCCAAAUAAGUUUUGUUUUUUUACUAUUUGAACCUGAAAAGGGCCUGGGGAGGCAGGGAGAAAGGAGAGCAGUGUGCCCGUUGUUUCUCAGCCAUUAGGACGGCGCAGGAGCUGCCCUCUGGGGAGCUUUGUCCAGUGGCAGCGAGCCUGCGCCCUCUCCCUGACUCCAGCCUCCCGAGCCUGGAGCCGUGGUCCGUACAGGCCGUGGGCUCCCUGCCCGGUUCUGGUUCAGCUGCUCACCUGGAGCCUCCCUCUCGGCACCAUCUCCGCCUCAGUCUCAAAGCCUUGCAGCACGGGAAACGUUGCUGCCCUGGGCGCAGGGACACCAGGGCGAGUCAGCACACGGAGGAACCUCCGUCGCCCAUCUUCGACUGAUGGAAGAUCUUUGCCCCGCUGUGGCGGGAGAUCUCUGCGCCAGCAGGCGCUCUGGCGGGCCGCUGCUUCUUUGAACUGCUGGCCCCAGAAAUCUAGGCUAUCCCAGCACAUCCCAUGUAUCCAAGUGUCUCAAGUUCAGCUGCGGCAGCCGCUUGGCCUCCAGGGUGCUGUCACUCACAGGGCACUUGCUGCCAUGAUCGGAAGUCGGAAGACACUGCGCUGGUGCACUGGCACGUGAAAUGGCAAACUCCUGCAGCUCAGUCCUUGGGGAAAAUGCGGAGGACACCUCCCGUGAGAAGUGAGUAGUAAUUAUUGAAAACUUGGCCCAAACUGACCUCCCCCUUCUUGGUUUGGUCCCUCUGUGAUCCUCAGUGCCGCGUCUGGACACUCUGGGGACCAGGCAGACAGGGCGGGGUUGUGUGACACCCACUGCCGCCCGAGGGCAGCGACCCCUGAGCGCUCCUCCGUGAGGUCUCCACGUGAACCGAGGACUCUUCUAAAAUUCUUCCGACCAGUUUUUGUAUAUACU